Trametes versicolor FP-101664 SS1 is the source of this 1561-nucleotide messenger RNA. Its product is annotated as transcription initiation factor TFIID complex subunit. Lineage: Eukaryota; Fungi; Basidiomycota; Agaricomycetes; Polyporales; Polyporaceae. The record is from RefSeq and is a predicted model, not a curated record. The transcript is spliced from 5 exons. Gene Ontology annotation, molecular function: transcription coactivator activity; RNA polymerase II general transcription initiation factor activity; protein heterodimerization activity. The coding region runs from base 98 to 1561 and encodes 487 amino acids. Gene Ontology annotation, biological process: RNA polymerase II preinitiation complex assembly; transcription initiation at RNA polymerase II promoter. Gene Ontology annotation, cellular component: transcription factor TFIID complex; SLIK (SAGA-like) complex; SAGA complex.
GUACAUACCGCCGCCCUCUUCUCCACAUCCCCAGUUGCCUUCCAUCAUCUCCUUGCUGGAUAAGUUGCACACCACUUUACGGAGAUUCAGCGCAGAAAUGAGCAAGCAAGCACCCAAAAGCAGGUCCGCGCCUACAAAGGUACCCGGGAUCUACAAGACGGACUCCGUGCGGGAUGUGGCGGAAUCUCUGAACAUUACCAACUUGCCGGACGUGGUAGCCUCUGCUUUGGCCAGUGAUGUGGAGUACCGGAUAUCCCAGGUGGUCGAGGAAGCUGCUCGUUUUAUGCGACACGCGAAACGCACAACACUGACCACCGCAGACGUCGACCAAGCACUACGGGUGCUUAACAUCGAACCGCUAUACGGCCACUUCCCGUAUAACCCUCCAACUUUCCGUCGUGCCCUCCCCUUUCCACAAAUGCCGUCAGCAGGUCCUGUCUACUUCAUUGAGGACGAGGAGAUUGAGUUCGACCGUGCUCUUCGGGAGGAAAAGGUCACCCUGCCGAAGGGCGUAACAUGGACCGCGCACUGGCUAGCCGUGGAAGGCGUGCAGCCGCUCAUACCAGAGAAUCCGCCAGCAGUCCCAAGAGAUAUCGACCCCGAGAGCGCAGCCGCGAAGCAAGGGCUGUCCACAAGCGCAUCUGGCUCCAUAUUCCCUCCAACGCCACCCUCUUCAGACCGCCCGUCGCCAAUACAGGCCUCGAAACAGCAACCACAGCAACACAUCGCAGUCAAGCAGGUGCUCUCGCGCGAGCUCCAGCUAUAUUACACGCGCCUCACGUCAUCGUUGUUACCACCCUCUUCCGACUUUGCAAAACGCGCGGCUGCACUAGCGAGUUUGCGACAUGAUGCAGGUCUUUCCCCCCUUCUGCCGUAUCUGGUCCGAUGGGUAGGACAAGGCGUCGUAGAUGCGCUUCGAAGCGGAUCACAGAACGAGACCGACGGCAAAGUUCUCGACGUAUUGCUGGACGUCAUAGGCGCUCUGUUAGACAACCAGACCCUCGGUGUUGAGCCAUAUCUCCAUCAACUCCUGCCGUCUAUAUUUUCCAUCCUCUUGCACUCCGCUCUUCCUCCGUCACAUGCCGCCCACCUGCGUAACACGGCCGCGCAAAUCCUCUCCCACCUUCUCACCCACUACUCGACGACAUACCCAGGGCUGUCAUCACGUAUAGUCAAAACCCUGAUUGUCGGUCUCAUCGGUGAGGGGAAGAGCAGGUCGACACGUGAGGGUGCCAUUCGCGGUCUCAUGGGAAUUGGCAAAGAAGCCGUCAGGCAGGGCCUGGUCAAGCACCACGGCGCGAAGAUAAUAGGGGACGACUGCAUGCCUGGGGAGUCCAGUUCGCUCGUCGAGCUCGUGAUGACGGACCGGGUCAAACAGGAGGGCUUUAGGUUGAUACACUCACCGUCGAGGCAGCCCGUGCCGCUGAACGCGGACUCGGGCGCGGACGCGUCGGUGAUAGAGGACCUGCGCAGCCAUCUCGGUGCCUUUUUCGCAGAGCGCGUUAUCGGCGACGCGGCGUGGGCGCGAGGGAUCCUCUCCGACGAUGCUCCUUCGGCGUGA